Macrobrachium nipponense is the source of this 717-nucleotide messenger RNA. RefSeq lists its product as uncharacterized. The record is from RefSeq and is a predicted model, not a curated record. The transcript has 2 exons. The coding region runs from base 1 to 717 and encodes 238 amino acids. Lineage: Eukaryota; Metazoa; Arthropoda; Malacostraca; Decapoda; Palaemonidae.
AUGUCGGAGGGCUCCCUGUCCCCGCAGAGCUUCGAACCAGGGUCGUGGUCGACCCUAAAAAAACAUGUGGACACAACUUUGAAAUCCUGGGCAGACACACGGUGGGAGAGUCGAAUCAAUAGUGUUGAGGUUGUAAGAUUCCAGGCUGCAAAAGUGAGAGAUGCUCUUUUAGAGGUGAGAGCAAGCACUGCAGAACCAGCUAUUAAAAUCGAAGCACAAGCUUUAGCAGAAGAGGUGGGAUCAUACCAGUUCUCUAUUUGUACGGUGGUGUGGUAUGAUAUCCUUAGAAAAGUUCAAACUGUGAAUAAACUUCUGCAAUCACAAUGCAUGCAUCUGGAUGUAGAGCUGUUGACAUUCUCAAGAAGGCUAGAAACCUCCCUUGUUAGCUACAGAGACACUGGGUUUGCUGAUGCCCAGACAUCUGCCAAAGAGAUAUGUGAGGAGAUGAAUGUGGAAGCUGCUCUAAAGCAGAAAAGACUCAGAACUACUAAAAGGCAGUUUUCCUAUGAGGCCCCUGAUGAACCUAUUACCGAUGCCUUGAAAAAAAUGGAGUUUUCAUUUUUCAAUGGAAUCUCUGAGAGAGAGAACUGGAAUGAUGAUGAUGUUGCAAAGAAGUUCAGUGUUCUCAUAAACUUCUCUGACCUGACAUCUAGUGAGCUAGAAAAGCAGGAAAAAGAUUUGUGUAACACUCACAUCUGGGGGAUCAUUCUGAUUUAA